CCCAUAAAUACUUAGAGCAACACUUUCCGUCUAACCCAGAGAGCAGCAAUUGAUUAAUAGCUCGGCGAGGGGACACACUGACUGUUAUAAUAACACUACACCAGCAACUCCUGGCUUCCCAGCCGGAACACAGGAGAGAGUCAGUGGCAAAUAACCAUUUUUCUUCUUUCUUAAAAAACCAGCAACUUGUUUGCUAGUUUUAUUUCUCUUGGAUUUUUUUUCUUUUUUUUGGUGGUUGCUUUCAAGUGUGGAGGGCAAAAGGAGAUACCAACCUAGGCUCAGUCAAAUCCUUCUUCAAAACGGCUUCUCUGAUACUCCAGCUGUCUGACAACAUCUACCCGGUGGAGGACCUUGCCGCCACAUCGGUGACCAUCUUCCCCAAUGCCGAACUGGGAGGCCCCUUUGACCAGAUGAACGGAGUGGCCGGAGAUGGCAUGAUCAACGUUGACAUGACCGGAGAGAAGAGGUCCUUGGAUCUCCCAUAUCCCAGCAGCUUUGCUCCUGUCUCUGCAACCCGAAACCAGACCUUCACUUACAUGGGCAAGUUCUCCAUUGACCCCCAGUACCCUGGUGCCAGCUGCUACCCAGAAGGCAUAAUCAAUAUUGUGAGUGCCGGCAUCUUGCAAGGGGUCACCUCCCCAGCUUCGACCACAGCCUCAUCCAGCGUCACUUCUGCCUCCCCCAACCCAUUGGCCACAGGACCCCUGGGUGUGUGCACCAUGUCCCAGACCCAGCCUGACCUGGACCACCUCUACUCUCCGCCACCACCACCUCCUCCUUAUUCUGGCUGUGUGGGAGACCUCUACCAGGACCCCUCGGCGUUCCUGUCACCAGCCACCACCUCCACUUCCUCCUCUCUGGCCUACCCACCACCUCCUUCCUACCCGUCCCCCAAGCCAGCCACGGACCCAGGUCUCUUCCCCAUGAUCCCGGACUAUCCUGGAUUUUUCCCAUCACAGUGCCAGAGAGACCUACACGGUACAGCUGGCCCAGACCGCAAGCCCUUUCCCUGCCCUCUGGACUCCCUGCGAGUCCCCCCUCCACUCACUCCACUCUCCACCAUACGCAACUUUACCCUGGGGGGCCCCAGUGCUGGGGCCACAGGGCCAGGGGCCAGUGGAGGCAGUGAGGGACCCCGGCUGCCUGGCAGCAGCUCAGCAGCAGCCGCUGCUGCAGCCUAUAACCCACACCACCUGCCGCUGCGGCCCAUCCUGAGGCCUCGCAAGUACCCCAACAGGCCUAGCAAGACCCCAGUGCAUGAGAGGCCCUACCCAUGCCCAGCAGAGGGCUGUGACCGGCGCUUCUCCCGCUCCGACGAGCUCACACGGCACAUCCGAAUCCACACAGGGCACAAGCCCUUUCAGUGUCGGAUUUGCAUGCGCAACUUCAGCCGCAGUGACCACCUCACUACCCACAUCCGCACCCACACUGGCGAGAAGCCCUUUGCUUGUGACUUCUGCGGCCGCAAGUUUGCCCGGAGUGAUGAAAGGAAGCGCCACACCAAGAUCCAUCUGAGACAGAAGGAGCGCAAAGGCAGUGCCCCCUCCUCAUCGGUGCCAGCCGCCUCCACAGCCUCCUGCACGGGAGGCACCCAGCCUGGGGGUCCCCUGUGCAGCAGCAACAGCGGCACUCUUGGUGGAGGGUCCCUCGCCCCUUGCUCCUCUCGGACCCGGACACCUUGAGAUGAGACUCAGGCUGACACACCAGCUCCUUGAGGCCCUGGAGGCCCUUCGUCUGCUCAAGCUGCACGACAAACACUACCACCCUUUCCUGCCCCCCUUUCCACUUAGAAGCAGGUCCUUCCUAAAACUUCUUAGCCCACUUUAGUCUCUCUUAGGUGAGUUGACUAUCACCCCAAGUAAUGGGGAGGCUUGGAAGGGGGUUGGGUGGGGGCCCCUGGCCUAGAGGGCUGAGGCCUGACCCUGCUUUAGAGGGUUGUUUGACUAAGUUUUGCUCCCCCCCCCCCCCCCCCCCCCCCCAUUUUGACUGGUUACAGGUUCUUGACUCUAGAUGUCAGAAUUGACCUGAGACUUUUUCUACAGUAGGUUGGGAGAUGCUGAUCCCUUCAGGUGGGGACGGCAAAAAGACAGAAGCAAAACUGAUGUGCACUUUAUGGCUUGGGCCUGAUUUGGGGGACGCUGUACAGUGAGUGAAGCAUGGCCUUUAUGCUGCAUUCUGUGGCCCUAGAACAGUGAAUCAAAGCUUAUCUAGUCGUCUCAACCCUUUAAGCAAUAUGUAUUAUAAUCUCAGAGAAUGUAAGUGCAAUGUGAUGGGAGGGCCAUAGCAAUAUCUGCUCCUUUUUGAGUUGUCUGAGAAACGUAAAGACUAUUUUUUCAGUGUAUAUCUACUCAGAUUUUGUGUAUUUUUGAUGUGCACUGUUAAACAAGUUCUGAACCUUUGGGAAAAAAAGCAUUUAUGAUCUCUUGAAAUAAGUCAGAGGUUAACUUAUUUAAAGGGGGAUGUACAUAUAGUCUGAAACUAGGAUGCAUGCAAUUGUGUUGGAAAUGUCCUUGGUGCCUUGUGUGAUGUAGACAAUGUUACAGGGUCUGCAUGUAAAUGGGUUGCCUUACUAUGGAAAAAAAAAUCACUCCCUGGGUUUAUUAUGGCUGUAUAUUUCUGCCUAUUAAUAUUUGGAAUUUUUUUUAGAAAGUAUAUUUUUGUAUGCUCUGUUUUGUGACUUAAAAGUGUUACCUUUGUAGUCGACUUGCAGAUAAGAAUGUAAAUAAUGUUACUGGAGCUGACUUGUUUGGUUAUUAGCUCUUAAUAGUUGUGGAAAUAUAAAUGAUUUAUUCUAAUGCGAAACCACUAACUGAAGUUCAGAUAAUGGAUCGUUUAUGACUAUAGUGUAAAUAAAUACUUUUCAACAAUA
Equus quagga is the source of this 2869-nucleotide messenger RNA. It is a transcript of the gene EGR2, whose product is annotated as early growth response 2. Bases 411 to 1682 code for a protein of 423 amino acids. Gene Ontology annotation, biological process: regulation of transcription by RNA polymerase II. Gene Ontology annotation, molecular function: DNA-binding transcription factor activity, RNA polymerase II-specific; RNA polymerase II cis-regulatory region sequence-specific DNA binding. The transcript is spliced from 3 exons. The record is from RefSeq and is a predicted model, not a curated record. NCBI's taxonomy places the organism in Eukaryota, Metazoa, Chordata, Mammalia, Perissodactyla, Equidae.